Podospora pseudocomata is the source of this 1754-nucleotide messenger RNA. RefSeq lists its product as uncharacterized. Bases 522 to 1754 code for a protein of 410 amino acids. NCBI's taxonomy places the organism in Eukaryota, Fungi, Ascomycota, Sordariomycetes, Sordariales, Podosporaceae. The record is from RefSeq and is a predicted model, not a curated record. The transcript has 2 exons. Gene Ontology annotation, biological process: biosynthetic process. Gene Ontology annotation, molecular function: pyridoxal phosphate binding; catalytic activity.
GGUUCAAUCGGAGCCGAGCCCUUCGAUUGGCUGUACCGCUUUCAAUGUGGAUCUCAUCUGCAUUUCCCUGCCACGUCUUCCCAGGGGUGUCGCACAAGUGGGCGCUGCUGAAACGGUCAGCAGACUCAGGUGACAGUCACCCUAGGUACAGAGUUUAUCGUUAUCAGGAGCCAUCAACUUCCAACAACUCCGCUUCCCCUCACAUGUAUGGGGCGAUAGUAAACAGACUAGGGAUUAAUAUCGAUAGCAGGCCUUGAAUAUCGGCCCCUAUGGAUCCUUCCUACCUUCGAACGGCAGGUGUUUAGGAUCAUGGAAACUUCCAUGCCCAUGAGGCUCUGAGAAGUGCACAAGGUACUCUAACUCCACUAGAGCAUGUCAUUGAAGGGCGCAGGUCUUCAUGGAGAUGGGAGAAGGCGCAGAGCGACAACUUGGAAAGUAACUAUAUAAGUCAUCAACACUCACUCUUACCUUGACAUCAAAGAGAAUCACAAGAAACGCCAAUCCACUCCCACCCGUCCAAAAUGGUCAAGAUUCAACCCUUCGAAGUCGAGCAAUGGAUGAACAGGCUUGAAAACACACCUGGUGUCUUGAACAUCGCCGAAACAUGUGCAGCUUCGGUAUCCAUCAAAGACCUUGUUCAGCUUUGCACUGAUAAAGACCUCCCAAGUCCACUUUCCACCUCCAAGAAACUGACCUAUGGUGCAAUCACCGGCUCUAAAAUGCUUCGACAGCGUGUUGCCUCACUUUUGCACCGUGGCCUGUCCUCCCCUCAGGCUGAUGCCACUUCGCCUCUGACAUCGCCUCUUCCUGCCGAGAAUAUCAUCAUCACCCAAGGAGCUAUCGCAGCCAACUUCCUGUUGUUUUACACCCUCGUUGGACCCGGUGACCAUGUUGUCUGUGUCUACCCGACGUAUCAACAGCUAUACGCUGUGCCGGAAAGUCUUGGGGCUGAAGUGUCACUCUGGGAGUUAACGAAGGAAAAUCAUUAUGUACCUAACGUGAAGGACUUGGAAUCGUUGGUAAAGGAGAACACCAAGAUGAUCGUCCUCAACAAUCCCAAUAAUCCCAUGGGUAGCACCACCCCCAAGUCUGUCCUUGAAGACAUCAUUUCUUUCGCAAAAGAAAGGGACAUCAUUGUCUUCGCCGACGAGGUCUACAACCCUCUCUACCACUCCCUACCCGACGGUCAGACCGCCCCUCCAUCCAUUCUCACCCUGGGGUACAAAAAGGCUGUUGCCACUGGCUCCAUGUCCAAGGCCUUCUCUCUGGCUGGCAUCCGAAUAGGAUGGGUAGCUUCCCGCGACGAGAGCAUCAUCGAAGCCGUGGCUCAUGCUCGGGACUACACUACCAUUAGCGUCUCGCAGCUUGACGAUCAAGUCGCGAGCUAUGCUCUAUCGGAGCCAGUUCUCGGACCUCUAUUGGAGAGGAACAUGAACCUUGCCCGGACAAACCUCGAGAUUCUGAGCAAGUUCGUCGAGAAGUAUCACUCAGUGUGUUCGUGGGUGAAGCCUACGGCUGGGACAACCGCCCUGGUACAAUUCAGCAAACGAGGCCUGGUACCGGUUCAUGACCCAAACUUUGUCUUGGAUGUGUUGGACAAGACAAAGGUGCUGUUUAUGCCAGCGAGUCCGUGCUUCGGGCUGGCAAGGGACUUUAAGGGGUUUGUGAGAAUAGGGUAUGUGUGUGAGACCGAGGUCUUGAAGGAGGCCCUGGAGGUGCUCGGUGGGUAUUUGGAGAAGUUUUUGCUUGAAUAG